Molecule: messenger RNA, 603 nt
Organism: Phytophthora sojae
Lineage: Eukaryota; Oomycota; Peronosporomycetes; Peronosporales; Peronosporaceae
Exons: 2
Coding region: 1-603 (200 amino acids)
Source: RefSeq, a predicted model, not a curated record
AUGCACGAAGUCCCGUGCCCAGGACGACGAAACAACUCGGCAAAGUACCGGGGCAGAUGCGUCUUCCUGGAGCUAUUGGAUUGCUACGCAGUUCCAUUCGACCUCCGACAAACGGAGCGGGCGAUCUGGGCGCUCAAAACGACCCCAAUAGGGGGCUCCGACGCUGUUUCUGCUGAGAACACCCGCAUGAAGAGCGUCUGUGCCACAAGUGUACGCGAGGGAAAGCCGAUGCAAGUCGUCGCACGCGCCGUAGUUCGAAAAUACGUGGAGCAGGACCGCAUCGUUUUCAUCUCGCGGAUGCUGGUGGAGCCGAUCCAGGAGCUUUUCGCCGUUGCCUUCAGGGAGACGACGCGGCUGGUGCUGAAGCGCGGCAAACCUUCCGCCACAGGGCCCACGACAGUGGUGCAGACUCACUGCCGAGCUAUGGACCACGAAACACUGAGUCGAGGACAAGCCCAGUGUGGAUUCGCGAGCUGGAAGAAGACCCCGUACUACGACAGCGGAGUGCGCGCGUGGGGGAACUCCAUCGCUGACUUCAACCAAAGAGUCGAGGACAUGCUGGUGCGCGAGUCCAUUCUGCCUCGUGUGAACGGGUCGUGGUAG